GCAUCAUCCCCGCAACAGGUCCUACUUUUCAGCUAGACUACUAUACUCUCUUCUUUGGACCAUGGGCUCUACAGACUCCCUACCUGCCGGCCUCCCGGUCGAGAAUCCCACAACUCCGUUCUGGAGAACAGAGUUACAUCCCCUCGACGACCUGCGGACUACCCCGGAAUUGCCCCAGCAGAGCGACAUCGUUAUAAUUGGCGCUGGGUAUGCCGGAGUCAGUAUCGCAUAUCAUCUACUGAAGCAACAAGACCGACAAGGUCAACCUCACCCGUCGAUAACUAUCCUUGAAGCGCGACAGAUCUGUUCGGGUGCCACCGGCCGUAAUGGUGGUCACAUUCGACCUGAUUUGUAUGGUCAUAUUCCGACAUACAUUGAACGGCAUGGAACCGAGGCUGGUGCAGAACUGGCCAAUUUCGAGCUUUCGCAUGUUAAAGCCUUGAAAGAUGUCAUUUCUGAAGAAGGGAUUGAUUGCGAUUUCAACAUUACUCGGAAUAUGAAUGUGUAUCUCAACGAAGCUCAUGGUGAGAAGGCGAAACAGAAAUAUGAGGCACUGGCAUCCCAGGCGCAUUCGUUUGUCGAGGACAUACAUUAUACGUCACAGAAACAUGCUGAAGGAAUCUCUAGCGUAAAAGGUGCUAAGGCUUGCAUGUCCUAUACUGCAGGCACGAUAUGGCCUUAUAAAUUCAUUAUGGGACUGCUGUCAAAGAUUGUGGGCUCGAGUGCUCUUAAUGUGCAAGCGCACACUCCGGUCACGUCUGUAGCAUCUGAAUCCGUUUCCAGUCACCUGGUCAACACUCCCCGCGGAUCAAUUCGUGCUUCCAAAGUCAUCUAUGCUACAAAUGCAUACGCACCUGGCUUACUACCUGAGUACUCCUCGAAUAUCGUGCCCGUUCGUGGAUUAUGCUGUCAUAUCGCUGUCCCCGAGGGCAAGCAUGCUCCUUUCUUGCCAUACUCUUACAUCCUCAAUGGAGACGGAUGCAGCUACUUGAUUUCCCGGCCAGAUGGGAGUAUCGUCGUUGGCGGCGCCCAAUACACAUUCAAAGAAGCGAAGGAGCAGUGGUACGGUGUGGUAGACGACAGUACACUCAUCGAGCCCGCAAAGGACUACUACAAAGACUACAUGCAGCGCACGUUCCAGGGCUGGGAGGAAAGUGGUGCAUAUGUCAAGGAGAUCUGGACUGGAAUUAUGGGCUAUUCGUACGAUUCCAACCCUCACGUUGGUGAAAUCCCAGACAAACCUGGACAAUAUAUUUGUGCAGGAUUCAAUGGACACGGGAUGCCAGUAAUAUUCUUAACUGCCAAGGGACUUGCCGAGAUAAUUCAGACGGAAAAAAGCUUCGAACAGGUUAACUUACCGCGGAUUUUCAAGUCCACGGCGAACAGACUGCAGGCGGCUCAGGAAGCGUCGGAUGGAGGUGAUGUUCUGGCUUAAUUGGGUGCAUAGCUGUAUACAUAAAUCAAGGCAAUAAUACCAUGAAAUCGUUGAAUGCUUGUUCGGUGAGAGUUUAGAUGCACUAUAGAUUCUAUACAUGGAAAUCGCCGUUGCCCAUAAGCCACCCUAUAGAAGCGGCAGGCAUAUCAACGAACG
Messenger RNA from Aspergillus glaucus CBS 516.65, 1591 nucleotides. RefSeq names its product NAD(P)/FAD-dependent oxidoreductase. Gene Ontology annotation, molecular function: oxidoreductase activity. The record is from RefSeq and is a predicted model, not a curated record. NCBI's taxonomy places the organism in Eukaryota, Fungi, Ascomycota, Eurotiomycetes, Eurotiales, Aspergillaceae. The transcript is spliced from 3 exons. The coding region runs from base 62 to 1435 and encodes 457 amino acids. Gene Ontology annotation, cellular component: cytoplasm.